Molecule: messenger RNA, 2703 nt
Organism: Penicillium nucicola
Lineage: Eukaryota; Fungi; Ascomycota; Eurotiomycetes; Eurotiales; Aspergillaceae
Exons: 3
Coding region: 1-2703 (900 amino acids)
Biological process (GO): transmembrane transport
Cellular component (GO): membrane
Molecular function (GO): ABC-type transporter activity; ATP hydrolysis activity; ATP binding
Source: RefSeq, a predicted model, not a curated record
AUGGCCCAAGACAAUCGCAUGAGAAGUCCGGAUUCCAUUAUUGAACGAACCACCAUUAUGAAUCCCCUAACGCUGUUGGAGUAUCUUCUUACAUGCUACCCAAUUUUCCUCCUGUUGUUGUUCGUCGCGGUUUGUGUGAUCAAAGUGUUCGUCACGAGCAACAUCGAGCAAAAAGUCUCGCAGAACAAUUGUGGCCGGCUUCCCAGGCGGGCCCAGAACCCGAUGGCUUCCGGUUACAUUCAGCCCUUCUCCCGCACCGCCAAACACUGCUUUAGCUGGCUCUCAGCUGGUGUGCUUGUGACAUUCUUUGCGAAUGCGAUGAUUUAUACCACCCAUGUGUUAAUGGCCCGUUCCGAGUAUUGGUGGCGCGGGCAGUCUGUAGUGAUUUAUAUUGUUGGCUCUAUUUUUGCCUAUGCAGUUAUUCUUGUCAGCAUACUCGAUACCGCCUCUUCCCCGACGGCCACUCAGCUCACGUGUUGGUCCUUCGCCAUUCCUACCGAGCUCAUUAUUCUUACCACAUCCCUCUCCAUUUAUACCUCAGACCACUAUGAGCCAGUAGUCGGAGACCCCAACGGAGGUGCGAUGCGCCAAGGGAUCACCUUUUGGGAGUGCAUGGAAGUUGUCCCCAACGGUUUCCGUAUAUUGAUUCUGGUCUCUCUUGUUCUACUCUACUUUACCAAGUCCGGUGCUCUCAUAGGCCAUGAUGGAGACUCAGAGGAUGUGACUGAGACAACCAGACUGCUGAGCCCUCCGCACACAAAGAUUUGUCUUGUUAAUGACCCCGUCUAUGGUUCAACAAGUGGAACUGCGAGACCCGCGGAGCCCAAACCGCGGAAUUCCUGGGCGCGACCAGAAGUAUUGCCAUCUAGGAGCUAUGUGGAGUAUCUCAGUGGCUUCUCGCGUUUUUUUCCCUACAUGUGGCCCUCCGAAUUCCCCCGUCUACAGGCUGUGGCGGUGAUUUGUUUCCUUCUGGUGAUUCUCCAGCGAGUUCUCAAUGUGUGGAUACCCAUCCAGAUUGGGACUAUUACUACAUCUUUGGCAAAUCAACAAGAUGGAAAUGGCUUUCAACCACCGUGGUUUGAGAUCUCCAUGUAUGUUUUUUACCGCUGGUUGCAGGAAAAUUUGGGGUCUUUGCGCUCUGGUCUCUGGAUUCCCAUAAGCCAGUAUUCCUACCUGGGGCUCUCUACGGCUGGCUUCGAGCAUGUUCACAGUCUCAGCUUGGAUUUCCACCUGGAAAAACAGACGGGCGAGCUUUUAUCAGCUCUGAACAAAGGGAAAUCAAUCAAUUCAUUCCUGGAACAAAUAUCAUUUCAAUUCCUUCCUACACUAGCUGAUUUGUUCAUCGCAAUUGGGUACUUCCUAGUUGCGUUUGACGUUUACUAUGCCCUCGUGGUUGGAAUCUCGGCAUUUGUUUAUGUUUAUGUUACCAUUCGCAUCGCUCAGAGGAAUGCGAAGACCAGAAGAAAGAUGGUUGAUGCUUCGAGAUAUGAGGAUGCGAUCAAAAAUGAUUCGUUGAUGUCAUACGAAACGGUGAAAUACUUCAAUGCUGAACGACAUGAGUUUGACCGAUACCGUCGCGCUAUCUGCAACUACCAGAAUGCGGAGUACUACACAUUCCUCUGUGGGACCCUGUUAAACGCCAGUCAAAACACUGUCUUGUUGGCCUGUUUACUGGUAACGUGCUUCAUCGCUGUGUAUCAAGUCUCUUCUCUCCAGCAACCCGUGGGUCGGUUUGUUACCCUGUUGAUGUACAUGGCCCAGUUACAAGGUCCCCUGAGCUUCUUUGGGGCCUUCUAUGUCUCCAUACAGUCGUCUUUGAUCAAUGCCGAGCGUAUGUUGGAGCUUUUUAAAGAGCAGCCAACAGUCACUGACAGCCAUUGCGUUUCCCCACUGACCACUUGCCAGGGAAAGAUUGAGUUCCGGAAUGUUAGUUUCUCAUAUGAUGCGCGGAAUCCUGUGUUGACUGGACUCACGUUCACUUGUCAACCAGGAACGACUACAGCUUUGGUGGGAGAGUCUGGUGGGGGCAAAUCUACUGUUCUCCGUCUCCUCUUCCGAUCCUAUAAUCCUGAAAAUGGGAAAAUUCUCGUCGACGGACAUGACGUCCAAGAUAUCACGAUUGAUUCUCUUCGUCAAAACAUCGGUGUGGUUCCGCAGGAUACAACGCUUUUUAACGAAACUUUGAUGUACAAUCUAAAGUACGCCAACAAGGACGCGAGUGAUGAAGAUGUGCACGAGGCUUGUUCCAAGGCUGGCAUUCAUGACAAGAUCAAGGGUUUCCCAGAUGGCUACAGCACCAAAGUUGGAGAGCGUGGGCUGCGCCUCAGCGGCGGUGAGAAGCAACGUGUGGCAAUCGCUCGAGCUAUCCUGAAGAACCCUAAAAUCAUACUGCUGGAUGAGGCUACGUCUGCACUCGACACUAAAACAGAAGAGCAUAUCCAGAAGUCCCUAGCUACUCUCUCCAACGGCCGAACCACGCUCAUUAUUGCCCAUCGGCUAAGCACCAUCACGUCGGCAGAACUCAUUCUAGUUCUAAGCGAUGGCCAGGUGGCCGAGAGCGGUACCCAUGAGGAACUAGUGAGUAUGGAAGGCCUUUAUGCCCGUAUGUGGAGAAAGCAAAAUGGCGAGGCAAAGAUACUUGAAGGCCAAGACAAGGUGGAGUGCAUUCAAGGGGAUCAGCUGUACAGAAUUUCACAUACAUAA